GUAAGUUGUUCAAUAUCGAUUCUUCUCAACUGUGAACUCAGUUCAUUCUUACUGGUGAAACAUACAGUCUUGCGGGUUCAGCGACUUCACAUUAACGUUUAUCUCGCUAUCUAUCUCUUGCCCAUUUCUUGGCGGACAGGCUCGGGCUUAGCAUUACUCAAGCACUCUGGCACCACCUUGACCUAACGCAUUCAUCUCUGGUCCACGGAGGGGAGUCAGCGAGAUCCUAGACUGUAUGUCUGACUACGCAUCCUCGUCUUCUCGCCCUGCAACACCAGUAGGAGAUCUCCCCAACUUUGCUUCCGCCAAGGCCUACAGGUUUAAUUGGGAUGCUGGCAACAGGAAAGGUCCUGGAAGCAUAUCCGAGACUACUGAGGGUAGAGGCGAUUAUUUUGCUUCCAAUGCUGUCUAUGACCUCUAUAAUACCUCCGCCACAUCCCUAACUACUUCCCAGUUGCCGUCGGAAUGGAGUAGUACAUUGCAUGGCUUCCACGCUAUUUCCACUGUUGUUAAUAGCCCACAUAAACGUUCUGCACCUCCAAAAGCUCAUUCAAGUCUACCUGCUGUAUCACCCGCUGACCUUCCCCGUGUUCGGCGGAAGGACUUUGACGCUUACCUCCGCUCAGUAGCACCAGAAUGGGAACGAUUCCAGCAGAAUGCUGAACAGGGACGGGAAGGUGUUGCUCAGGUUGAUGGUCCUUCAUCAUCUCACCUCACCACGGGACACGAUGAUGUGACAACCACUCCACGGACUCCCAAACCUCCGCCUGGUAGACCUCUACCUCCAUUGGAAAGUGUACCAGACAUCUAUUUUGACCCAAAGUUCAAUUUGGGUGACCCCCAAAUAUUCAACGCUAUAAUGGAGUAUGGAGACGCAGACAGGCUUGAUUUCACAGACCCUCUUUCCCUUGAAUAUUCACAACCAGUCUUGGACAACCUCUCGCACUACGCGGACACAAUCGAACAACAUCUUGUCCGAGAGAUCUCACUCCGCUCUACAUCCUUCUUUGCUGCCCUGUCCAACCUACAAGACCUACAAAAGGUAGAUGAGAAAGGAGCCAAGAAGGGCUUGGUGAUCGUGCGGAAGGAGAAUCAGUUGAAGAAUCUUGGUAUCGUGAAGGAGAGCGUGAAGGUCGUGAGCGGAGUGAUUGAGAUGACGGGUGUUGCGAAAAGUUUGGUAAACGCAGGCCAAUGGGGUGAAGCUUUGGAUGUGAUUGACGAAUUGCAGUCAUUAUGGGAUGCACAUUCGACUCAUGACACCGACGCAAACAUUCCGCCAACGUCAAUACCUAGGACAGACCCUCGUUCAUCUCCGCUACCUACUGUUCCAGAAUCACCACCCGUAAGUCCGGGAGUCUCACCGUCACACGUCAAGAAACCAUCAACAUCCGUACCCAUUUCCUCCCUACAAGCGUUUGCCGCUCUACCAUCUCAUCUUCGCGAGCUGACGCUGGAGAUCACGUCUUCCCUUACUUCUGAAGUUGUCAACGUGCUUCGUUUAGAUCUCCUUGAGCGAAUAGAUGGUUCAGACAAGGGCAGGUCAUCAGAAGAAGGAAUGAGGCUGUCGCUCAAGGACAAGUUGAGACCUUUGCUUCAUUCGUUGGCACGGACAAAUGGUAUCAGGGAAGUCACGUUGUCGUGGAAGGAAGUUGUAGUGGCUGAAGUACGGAGUCUGCUGAAACGACGAAUACCCGCGUUCGACUUCGAUUUUGACGAUCCGCAUAGUAACAAAGGGGCCGAAACUGCCAAAGAACUCCGUUCAAUGACACAUUUGGCAUUCAUGGAGCUAGCGCGAGAGAUGUAUCAUAGUUUCCUCAGGUGCAUAGAAGGUCUCCAAGCUCAAAGUACUAGCAUUCUCGACGUCCUGGAGGCGAUUCGGUAUGUCUCUACUCCCUUCCUCGCUUUCAUUUUCUGCAUACUCCCCUCACUUUUAUUUCUUCACCAAACUCACGUCCUUUCUUUUCGCUCGAUGAGGCAUCCGAAGUCAACCAUCGACCUUGCGGGUGUCCGAGAAGACCUGUCAGAUAUUCUCUCCAGCGCCGGCGAGCUUGCCAACGGAAGAGCAGGCAAGGUCGUCAACGUCCGUUCAGAACAACAUACCAACUUGGAUCUACCGGAGUUCUAUACGUUCUUUACUGUUUCAUGGGACUUCGUGGUUAAAAGUGAGGUUAUUUGUAAGAGGAUGAUCGUCGCAUUGAGAGGUGUGAUCGUCAGUCAGGCAAAAACAUUCCUACAAGCAUUCCAUCAGACUCGAAUAUCACAGUCUGCGAAACUGGUGGAAGAUGAGCAAUGGAACCCGGCGGAGGUGAUUCCGCCAGUGCAACGUCAGGUUGAUAUGCUUGUCGAUGCGUCGAUACGAGAUCCUCGUGAAUUCCUUUUCAAUCCACCGCCUGCUCAUCAUGUAUCUCCUCUACCUCCUACCUCCCCAGGGCUAUCUGCAUCUCCGACUCUCACGGCGAACGGUUCCACUCAGCUUCCUUCAUCACCUCUUCCUUCACCAAAUCUCAAUCAAACACAGGUCAAUGGUAGCCCACGUCGUUCAGCCAAUCCCAGCAAACACUUAAAGAUUGAAGACCGAAAUUACUUCGCAGUGGGUGCGACAUUGGAAGUGUUACUCCUCCUGGUGGAUUAUCUGAAAGUCAUCAUGAAUUUGCCCAUGUUGACGACCGAUACGAUGAGCCGGGUGAUUGAAUUAUUGAAGGCGUUCAAUUCUAGGACGUGUCAGGUUGUUUUGGGUGCAGGUGCUAUGCGUUCUGCGGGAUUGAAGAAUAUCACUGCUAAGCAUCUUGCACUUGCGUCGCAGUCAUUGUCAAUCAUGAUCUCGCUUAUCCCCUAUGUGAGAGAAACGUUCCGACGGCACCUCAACCAGAAACAGGCAGUGAUCCUCAUCGAAUUCGACAAACUCAAGCGGGAUUACCAAGAACAUCAGAACGAGAUUCAUGCCAAGCUCAUCGCGAUCAUGGGUGACCGGUUGACUGCCCACAUCCGUAGCCUACAAAGUGUCCGAUGGGAUCUGCCUCCGCAGCGUCAAGGCGUCAACGAAUACAUGGAAUUACUGGUCAAGGAAACUGUCACGCUUCACAAGGUUCUCUCUAGAUACUUAUCGCCAUCGAUAGUCGAGUACGUGAUGUCCCAGGUUUUCGCUGCUAUCAACCACCGGCUUUCGGAAGAGUACACGAAAAUUGAACUUCCUUCCCAGGAAGCAAAGGAGCGACUGCUAGCAGAUGCUCGAUACCUCAUUCAGAAACUCUCCGGGCUGAAGAAUGUUGGCGCACCCACGGCGAUGCUUGAAAUCAUCAUUUCAGAAAAGAGCAUCGCGCGGAAGGCUCCCCCUCCCAACUCGCCCGCACUUGUCAGCACACCUUCCCGACUAAAAGGCAUGCUCGGCAGGGCAGACAGCUUGAGAAAAGCGCCAGCCACACCAAUGCCACAAUCACAACCACAAUACGUUCCUGAAGUCGAGAAAGCGGUCCCUCUGCCCACUAGUCCGACACCUCUAAUUGUGUCCUCGAUCUCGCCGUCACCCUCUCCUCAACCACCUUCUUUGGCAGCCAUGACAGUCAACUCCACAUUUUCUCCACCCCCUGCCAAUGUACUAGAUCAAGGCACGUCGCCUGGAAUAAACGCCAUCGUUCCUGACCAUGGGAAUAAUGUGAACGGAACCGAAGUUCACGAUCAGUCGUCUGAGCAGAUUGAAUUGCCCAAGCCUUUGGACAUUAAGGAACAUGCAAACUUGGCGACAAGUAGGCCUGAUUCACCUCCACCACCUACGCCGGAGAAGGACCCGUCACAGCACAAUGGGAUCAUAACAGGUCAACCUGAGGCGGCUGGCUUCGCGUAGUAGAUGUUGUUGUCUUUGCAUCAAGUACGCUUUGAUGCCCCGAUGCACCUUUUGUUUAUAGUUUCUGGAUCAUGGAUGGUGCUACUAAUUGGAUUUUUGCAUUUCUGAAACUCGUUUAUUUGAGUGUCAACAUUUCGUCACAGUUUUUUUGGCCAACCGCCGGCCACUGGUCCAACCAACACUUAUCUCGCCGACUUUGAACUUUCAUCCAUCUGCGAAUCUCGUUUCUGGCCUCUUAUCUGAGAUAACGCUUAGGAAUAGCGUGACACACUGUCGUCCACAAUGGUCUCGACGUUGAUAAAGACUGUAGGCCGACGCUUAGGCGAUACUUUCGGUUGAAGCUUCUGUCUCAAGUAAGUAUAAACUCUUUUUCUGCGGAUAAAAAUGAUCCGUUACUUCAAUUUGGUUGAGCCUCUUGAAGUUCGCUUCGGGAAGCGAACCUCUGAAGGUUUUAUUGAAACAAGACAUACUUGCAAUCUCGAAGUAUGAUUGGCUCACGGCAACUUCUCGUCUUGGGAUAUUGAACUUCCGGCUGUAUGCAUGAAUUCUGGCGACGGAAGCUGAAAACAAGGUGGACAAUCAACGACUUAUCUUUGUGAGUAGAUUCACAACGUAGAUUUAAAAGAAGAUCCCCUCGAUGAGUGCAAUCAAUAUACGAUUAGACAUGUCAAAUGACCGCAAUCACUGUCAUGCUCCCGCUGGUUCACGAAAGAACCUCAAACGAGAGAAUUAUUAUUUCCGUCGCCCUUUGGUCACCUUCCGAUCAAUCAAACAUACGUAGAGGAUGCUUCAUCCUCACAGACAAACUCGAUUAAAUUCUUUUAUUGGCAUAAAGCUCAAAAAAAUACGCACGUGCAAGAGAACAACGAACGUGUGUAUGAGACACGAAUAGUCAAGCAUCCACUAG
Molecule: messenger RNA, 4748 nt
Organism: Somion occarium
Lineage: Eukaryota; Fungi; Basidiomycota; Agaricomycetes; Polyporales; Cerrenaceae
Source: the annotation of a GenBank genome assembly